GAGAAGCUGAAUAGCUACUUCUGGCUGGCCUGAAGCCUGAACUUUAGAAGAGAAAGAGACAGAGGGCUGACUGAGUGGCAUGAUGGGAGAGAAGGCUAAGAGCAGGAAAGGGGGGAGUGCUAGCCCUGCAGCUAUCAGUACCAGUAGGAGGAGAAGAGAGAGUUUAAAGGGGAGGGGGGAGGAAAAACAUGAGAGAGAAUGAGACACAGGCUGACUGCUUGGAUUUGAAGGGGAAGGAAGGAAGGAAAGAAGAGAGGAGAUUGUUGCAGCUCUCUGAGAAAGGAGUGUGGAUGUUUGCAGUGUGAGAAGGCCACAGCAAGUCUGUGACUAGUGUCACUGAAAGGACACUGGGAAGACAGACCCGGACACACACAGAUAUCCUCUCUGUGCCAUACCCCAGUGACCAAUGAAUGAGCAUCCUUGUAAAGAGAGCUCAAGGCAGAUGUCAUGGCGUCCAACCUACCGAAGCUCCAAGUUUCGAAAUGUCUACGGAAAAGUAGGCAACCGGGAGCACUGCUUCGACGGUAUCCCCAUCACCAAGAACGUCCAUGACAACCACUUCUGUGCCGUCAACUCCAAGUUCCUGGCAGUCGUCACCGAGAGUGCCGGCGGCGGCUCUUUCAUCGUCAUACCUGUGCCCCAGUCUGGCCGCCUAGACUCACAUUACCCAAAAGUGUGUGGCCACCAAGGCAAUGUGCUGGAUAUCAAGUGGAAUCCUUUCUUUGAAAACAUCAUAGCCUCCUGCUCAGAGGAUACUUCGGUGCGAGUAUGGGAGAUCCCAGAGGGCGGUCUGAGGCGCAACAUGACGGAGGCGGUGCUGGAGCUGUACGGCCACAGCAGGCGGGUGGGUGUGAUUGAGUGGCACCCCACCAGCAGCGGCAUUCUCUUCAGCGCCGGCUAUGACUACAAGAUCCUGAUCUGGAACCUGGAGAUCGGAGAGCCGGUGAAAAUGAUCGACUGCCACACUGACGUUAUCCUUAGCAUGUCCUUCAACACUGACGGCAGCCUGCUGGCCACCAGCUGCAAAGACAAGAAGCUGCGAGUCAUUGAGCCGCGCUCCGGGGCCGUCCUUCAGCAAGCCAGCUGUAAGAACCACCGCGUGAACCGGGUGGUGUUUCUGGGCAACAUGAAGCGACUGCUCACCACAGGGGUCUCACGCUGGAACACCCGGCAGAUCGCUCUCUGGGACCAGGAGGAUUUGUCUAUGCCAAUUGUGGAGGAGGACAUAGAUGGCCUCUCAGGGCUGUUGUUUCCUUUCUAUGAUGCUGACACACACAUGUUGUACCUGGCAGGCAAGGGCGACGGCAACAUCCGGUACUUUGAGAUUACCACAGAGAAGCCAUACUUACAAUACCUAAUGGAGUUCCGGUCCCCGGCGCCGCAGAAAGGACUCGGUGUGAUGCCGAAGCACGGGCUGGACGUGGGAGCGUGCGAGGUUUUCCGCUUCUACAAGCUUGUCACCCUGAAGGGUUUGAUCGAACCCAUCUCGAUGAUUGUACCGAGGAGGUCGGACACAUACCAGGAGGACAUCUACCCCAUGACCGCGGGAACAGAACCUGCGCUGUCUGCAAGCGAAUGGCUGAGCGGCAUUAAUAGAGACCCAGUCUUGAUGUCCCUGAAGGAGGGUUACCAGCGACCAAACCAGUUAGUGUUCAAGGCCCCAGUGAAGGAAAAGAAGAGUGUGGUAGUGAAUGGGAUCGACCUGCUAGAGAAUGUACCACCCAGGACAGAGAACGAGCUCCUGAGGAUGUUCUUUCGGCAGCAGGAUGAAUUGCGGCGGCUGAAGGAGGAGCUGACCACCAAGGAUGUGCGAAUACGCCAGCUGGAGCUGGAGCUCAACAACCUGAAGAACGUUAGCCCCAACAACGUCUGACCUCUCAACUUCCUGGACUGGCAAAGCUGCUUCCUUUGCCCCAAAUUCUGACCUCCAACAAGCUUCUGAGCCCUCCUAAGCCUCUUUUUUGAUAAAUUGUAUCUUCAUUCCUGCUGCCCUGCAAAAUGCAUACACUAAUAUGAUAAGUGUUGGAUAAUGUCUUAACUGGUGCAAUUACUGGAAAAUAGUAAUAUUAACAAAUGUGAUAAGUAAUGCAGACGAGGCAGUGUUCAUGGAUUGCCACCUUUACAUGAACUCGAUGAGGGUUGUUCGAGAUCCAAUCCAUUUAGUAUUAUCUAUGUUUUUACAACUUAUUCUUGAUCUAGCACACUUGUGUGUUAUGAUCAGUUGUUGCAUAUUUUCUGCUAGACCUCUAGAGUGUUUGUCUCACUGUGCCUACAUGGCCAUUCACGAUGCAAUACUUUGAUCAUUACGCAAAAAAAAACCCAACCUCUUAUAAUGACCAAACCACAAUCCUCAUUUUUUGCUGAGGCAAAUCUGGAGGAUAAAAAGACUGUCACGCUGGCUCCUAUUUUGCUUCCACAAGGCCUUACUCCCUGCUGCAGACACCGUUUGCAGCGAGCUGCAGCAUCAUUUCAAAAUGGCUGACGUGAAGUAUUUUUGCACCUGACAGACGACAAAAGCUUUUGCAGACUUGGAUCAUGAUUUUCACGAGCUGAUUAUCCCGUCCCUUUUUUUUCAACCUAACAGAUGUUACUGGCUAUAAAUUGAUUUUACAAUACUGACUAUUAGCUACCCGUAUGCAGUCUUUUUUUCCAAGAAGAGUGGAUUGAUCACACACUUUAGUAUUUUACUCUUUUAUUUAAAAAGUGGGAACGCAGCAGGGGAGACAUGCUUUUAGAGGUGGUGGACUUGCUUACCUCCAGUAUAGUCCCAACCGAAGCUUUGCUGGCUGUUUUGGGUUUAAGGGCCAUGUUGGGAGGGGUUAAUGUAUAUUUGCUUCUAUUUAUUUGUCACAAAUUACCUUUUUAACUAAUAACAUGUAUAUUUGUUAAUCCCAUUUUUUGUAUGCUGUGGCUGCGCAAGUAAUGAUUGUGAUGCUUGAUAGAUUUCUGCUGAAUGUUUCCAGUUGGUGCAAGAUGUGUGAAACUGUUCCUUAGAGGGUAUUAGUUCUGACUCCAAUAACAUAACAUCAAAUACGGAAUAAAUAUAAUAUAAUCUUGCCUUUACCUAACAGUGCAGAAAACUGUAAUAAUAACCAUCCUUUAACAUUUAAACUAAGUAUAUCACCAUUAGUGAGUGACAUGUGCUUUACUGUAGGUGUUUUGCUCUAGAGACUCCAGGUCACCUACCUCUGCUGUUCACUUGUUCAAUCAACAAAUUUAGGUUAAAUUACAGUUUAAAUGCAUACAUUUUACCAUUUCAUAUUUUUUUUGUCCCCUCAGUGAGAAACUGAAGUAAAAUGGGCACUUAAUUAACAAUUGACAAACAUUCUGCACAACAUGCCGUGUGUCUUUUAACCCAGGCCCAAUUUCAUUCAGCCUUUCAUAUUAGUGAUGGACUAAGAUAAGGAAAAAGGCCUCAUGUAGAAACAAUGGAUGUGUACCAAGAGUUGGUAAAAAGUAAGUUAAGGUCUCAAGUCUUCCCUGAUCACAUCAUAGUUGGAACAUAAAGGGUCCAUAAAACAAGCCCUUUACAUGCAGACUGGAACCAGUGACACUAUAAUGGUAAACGUGUUUCUUAAAAAAAAGUAGACAGUGCCAAAAGGAUCCACCAGAGAUGGAUCAGCUGCAGUGGAGAGACAGGUGAAGUUAGAUUGGAGUUAUGUCGGGGCUUCUUGUGUAGGUAUACUGAGGACUAAGACAAAAAACUAAUUAAUAUAUCUUUGGGAACCUGGAAUCACAAUAUAGAGGCUUUUAUGCUUGUACAGUAAAACGGCAUUUUGGCUUAGACAUGGGUAAACUAGGUAGUUCUACCUAUUUUGAUUGGCACUGAACUUGACUACAUUUUGGACAACUAAACCCAGCUUAAGGACAAUUAAACCCAGUUUAAAUGUGAUUGACUUGGUCUUUGGUGAAGAGUCUUGUCUAAUAGAAUUAACAGUAUGACGUCUCAAUGUGAAAAAGAUCAUCUUUCCAUUCAAUGACCUAAAACUGUUACCAUUUAUACACUUUGCAUUUGACUUGACAAUGUUGCACAAGGACCACAAACUCCAAAACGUAUAUAAAAAAGGGAUUUAUUGAAGUGAAUGGGAAGGAAAAUUAAACAAUUUGGCUGAUGACAGUGGAUUUAACAUGGAGUGAAAAAUCACUGAGGUAGGCCAAUUUGACCAGUACGAAUAAUAGUGAAAACAAAGUCCAAAUAACUGACCGUUUUCCAGAGUUUACAUUUUGUAACAAUAAAAUUUCAAUGCACAUAAGUUGCGGUUGUAACCUCCGUUUAUAUCAAGUAUUUCUCUACACUACCACCACAAAUUCAAACAUUGCCACCUGUGUGUCACAGAAAAGAACAUGGGAAAAGUGAGGAUGAGUUUUGAUGUUGAACAUUUCUCUUUAUGGAAAGAUUAUGCAUACAAAGUUAUGUUCAAAUUCAAGAAAUUUCCUACUGCAUUUUUUAGAUAAAGCAGCAUACAUAUUUAAUAUCUUAUUACAAGUCAAAGUUUCACCUCAGUUGUCUGUUUAAUGUCUGCCGUCAUCAAAGAGAAUACAAAAAAAUAGAUUUGGUCAGUAUUUACAAGAACACGUAAUUUCCGAACUAUCAAAGCUGAGGGUUUAAGGAGGAGGAGCGGCUUUGACAAGGGCAGACAUUUUUUUGCUAAGAUUUUAAAAAUAUGCCCUGUGAGGGUCACACUGUGCAUGUUCAGACAGAAGUUUCACACCAGGACAGCAGAGAGUAUUGGCAUACUGGUGACACUACAAAUACAUAACUUACAUUUAAAAAAAAAAAAAAGAUAAAAGUAGAAUGCAAAAAUAAGUUUAAGAA
Molecule: messenger RNA, 4816 nt
Organism: Eleginops maclovinus (Patagonian blennie)
Lineage: Eukaryota; Metazoa; Chordata; Actinopteri; Perciformes; Eleginopidae
Gene: coro2ba
Product: coronin, actin binding protein, 2Ba
Exons: 13
Coding region: 407-1873 (488 amino acids)
Molecular function (GO): actin filament binding
Source: RefSeq, a predicted model, not a curated record